AUGGCAAAGAGACUUAGUGGAUUACAAAAGGAAGUUAUUCAUUUGUAUAGGCAAUGCGUUAGGACUGCACAUAAGAAACCAAUAGAAAACAGGCCACAUUUUAUCACAUACAUAAGGACAGAGUUCGGUAAGUUCAAAGGCCUUUCACGGAAAGAUUUCAGUACCAUAGAGCAUUUACUAAGGGUAGGUAACAGGCGGUUGGAGAUGUAUGCAACACCCGAGUUGAAAGAUAUUCACUAA
Messenger RNA from Kluyveromyces lactis, 240 nucleotides. RefSeq names its product Sdh6p (gene SDH6). The record is from RefSeq and is a predicted model, not a curated record. Gene Ontology annotation, biological process: mitochondrial respiratory chain complex II assembly. Gene Ontology annotation, cellular component: mitochondrion. NCBI's taxonomy places the organism in Eukaryota, Fungi, Ascomycota, Saccharomycetes, Saccharomycetales, Saccharomycetaceae. The transcript has a single exon. The coding region runs from base 1 to 240 and encodes 79 amino acids.